This is a messenger RNA of Rotaria socialis, 1149 nucleotides long. The record is from the annotation of a GenBank genome assembly. NCBI's taxonomy places the organism in Eukaryota, Metazoa, Rotifera, Eurotatoria, Philodinida, Philodinidae.
AUGACAGCCGUGAUUAUACUUUUUUGGAACUAUAUUUUACAGGCUCCCCUAUCUAAUUUCGCAGAAAAUAAUUCGGUUGAGUUUGGUAAAUAUUGGCUAAUUGAGCAUUUAGAUGAACAGUUAGGUAAAGCGAAAUUUCAUCUUUUUGAGCAGGUGGCAAUAUGUAAUCUUCUGAAUAGGACCCUUAUAUUACCAAACGUGGAGAACUCAGAAAUAGGAUUACGCUUGAGACACUCGUUCGAUUACUAUUAUCAACCGGACAGUCUGACACAUAUUACUCGUGCGCUGUCAAGUGUAGAAUUCACCAAUCGUAUAAAGGAAACUACCAGAAAAAAGGAAUUAAAAGCUGUGUUGGUGUUUAUUGGUCACUAUAGUUGCCCUAGUGGCAAUUCUUCCUGGGAUAAUGUUCACAGUGCUAUUUUCAAGCAUUUGUCAAGAAAAUUUAUUGUUAUAAAACUGCGUCCGUUGUGCUUUUUAACUUCUUAUGGAUGGAACCCACCUGUUCUACCCGAUGCAAUUGUGAGUCGCCUUGCUGCCUCAUAUUAUGAUACAGAUAUUGUUGUAGCAAUUAAACAAUCUGCACUUUUCUUAAUGGAUCCGAACAAACUACCUGUUCAUGUUCUGAAGCAUAAUCAAACGUUGAUUGAUAUGGCAGAGAAAUUUUCUGAAGCUCGUUCCCCGUAUUUAGCCAUCCAUUGGAGAAUGGAAGGUGGUGAUGAAAACGGAGUAGUGUGUGCACAUACACUACUUAAAACUGUUACAACCAUCAGAAAUACAUCUCAAUUCAAAAACAUUUACUUUGCAACUGAUCAUCGUUUACCAUCAGAGAGAUUGUUAUCAAACUCCUAUGAAAAUAGCCGCGCUGAUCAAACCUCUGGUUAUUGGCAAGUCAUGGAAACACUAAAGCCACUAACAUUCAGAAACGUCUCGUCCUUUUUGUCUUUGACGGAUUCGGGAGCCCUCUCUAUUGUGGAAAAGCUCGUUUGCCUAAAAUCUGACUUCUUUCUUCCAGGUUACGUUCCAUGCGAUCGAAAUGGUGCUUUUGGACGAGAAAUGGUUAGAAUUCGUCAAAUGGUUUCAAGGAAACCAUGGUUAUACUGGAGUGAUCCCUUGCAAACCUACGAACCGGAGAAGUUCCAUCCAUCAUAA